GGAGCGCUCACCGUGUUUGCCCCGGGUUUCAGGGGGACGUGGCCCUGGCCCUUGAGGGGCCGCCCCGGCACCCCUGCCUCCAGCGCCCAUGCCUGAAGCGGAGCUGGGCCUCUUCCCAGCCACUGCUGGAUUUUGAAUCCAGUGAAAACAAAGUUUCCUAACUGAUCCUAUUUUCUGAUUUGUUUUGGCAACUGGGACACUCAAAACCCAACUUGCAGCUCCCUUUUGACUCUAGUAUUUGGCGUCUGUGUCUCUCUUAUUUCUGGCUUUCUUUCCCUCCUCAACUUUCUCAUCUACAUCUUGCUUUACAUUUACACAUAUCCAUAAGUUAUAUUAUAAUUUAUUCUGUGUUUCUCAAAACGGUCUCAUCUUUUUUUGAACAAGAUUCAGUACAAAUCCUUUUAAGGAAAACUUUUUCCUUAUUACUGUGUAAAGCCUUGGCGUCUAGUAGAUUAUAGAGCCUGUUUGAUUUACAGGUGUCAGUGAAUCACUUGCAUUUCUGGUGUUUCUUUCACCAAGUUACCUUAGAUAAAUAGAAACUUAACCGUCCUAUAUCUGAAAGUGUGAAGAUGUUAUUUUGUUUCAUUAUAUACUAUAUAUAGUACAGUUACUUGGCAGUUUGGUUAUUUACUGCCUACCCACAGCCUCUGCCCUAUUUUCCCAUUUAUUUCUGUCUCAGGUACGCAGACAAUCUUGCUGCUGGUAUCAUCAUUCUCAUUUAGUCCUGACAGUUUUUUUGCACCUGAUUUUGGAACUUUUCAUGAAUUAUUUUUAACAUUAUUCUUAGUCAUGUGUGUAUGUUUUUAUCAGUGUGGUGCUACUGAUUGUUUAGAACAGUGGUGUAUCCAAGCUGUGCAGCUCUCCUCCCGUUCACUAGGGUCUUCGGUCAAAGCGAGAGGUGACCCUGUGGGCCGGCCGGGCUGCUGUGGUCGGGCCUGGGGCGCACCCAGCCGCUUCAUCAGAGGCUGCCUGUGUGUCCUGGUGUGCACUGUGCGCAGCGAACCGGGUAGAGAUCAACAUGUAUUUUGUAUGGAAUACUGAUUCUCAUAAUUUUUUGAAGAUUAGACUUUGUAUAUUUGUCAGUAUAUAGAUGCCAUCGUUUCGAUUUUCAGAAGACUGUGUAGUCCUGUCAGCCGAUGAGACGCGAGGCUCUGUCCUGUAAUUCCGAGCAUAAGCUUAAGUCAUCACAGAAGGACAAGGUCCGCCAGUUCAUGGCAUUUACCCAGGCUGGUGAAAGAACUGCCAUCUACUGCCUAACGCAGAACGAGUGGAAACUAGACGUGGCCACGGACAGCUUCUUCCAAAACCCAGGCUUGUUCCACGAGGAACCCAUGAGAAACUCGGUGGACAGGAAGACGCUGGAGCAGCUGUACAGCAGGUACAAAGACCCACAAGAUGAAAAUAAAAUUGGAAUUGAUGGGAUUCAACAGUUUUGUGAUGAUUUAAGCCUAGAUCCUGCCAGUAUCAGCGUUUUGCUUAUAGCAUGGAAAUUCAGGGCAGCAACUCAGUGUGAAUUUAGCAAAAAGGAGUUCGUAGAUGGCAUGACAGAGCUCGGGUGCGACAGCACAGCGAGGUUGAAGGCCCUUCUGCCGAGACUGGAGCAGGAGCUGAAGGACACCGUGAAGUUCAAGGAUUUUUAUCAGUUUACUUUCACCUUUGCUAGGAACCCUGGGCAGAAAGGUUUAGACGUAGAAAUGGCUGUGGCAUAUUGGAAUCUAGUACUGUCAGGAAGGUUUAAAUUUUUAGACCUUUGGAACACCUUUUUGCUGGAACAUCACAAAAGGUCAAUCCCAAGGGACACGUGGAACCUCCUGCUAGAUUUUGGUAACAUGAUUGCAGAUGACAUGUCCAACUACGAUGAAGAAGAUGUCAUCCUUGGCCGGCGUGAGCCUGGAAUGGCCUUCUCACCCUGCUCACAGAACAUGGUGACCGAGCAUGGACCCAUGAGGAGCCACUCAGAAGACAGCAGUUCAGUGUCCAGAGUCAGGGCCCGGCUGCCACUUUGGGCGAUUCUGUGUGGUGCUUACCCUGUUCUGUGAGACGGGACCUAGAGCCUGCCUGUGGGACUGCAGAGCCUGCUGUGCAGUUCGCGGUCGGCCGGGAGAGCCAGCAGCCCCCACAGCCUCUGCCGAGUCCUGUAACCACCGCAGAACAUGUUUGUGUCCUCAGGAGGGUGCGUCUUAUACCAGGCAGAGCUGUUAAACAUGAGCCCUAAAAAUGAGCCUGUGGAUUACAACAUUCUUAAGCUUGGUGCCAGGAAUUCAAGAUGUAUAUUUUUGGAAUUAUGAGAUAAUCCAGAUUUGCCAGAUCUGGUUUUGUUUUAAUUUUCUCUGGAUGUUCAUCUGAAGAUCACUUACAGUCUUCACACACCAGUACAUCGUUUGCACAGGCAGCAUGAGCAGCUCGUGGUUCCAGGGAAGCUUUAUUUAAACUGCUUACAAGCCAGCAGGUCUAUUUUACGCCUAAUAAUAAUCUGCAUGAGAUUCCUAAGAAGUUUGAUAAAGUAUGCUUUCUAAAAGUGUAUUUUAUUACAUCUAAAAAGACAUUUUUCAAUGAAAAAAUAUUUAUUUUAUGAUGAUGAAUUACAGAUCUGCAAACCAGGUGAGUUAGGUCCUUUCAGCACUGUGAUAGCCAUGGCGUCCACCCACCCUCUGCACGGCCACACACAGGCAAAACGAAGCCAAGCCAGAGGCCUUCCUCGCGCGCAGGCUGUGGGUCUAGCAUCAUGAUGCCAUCUGUUAUUGCACCGUUUGCCUCGUCAGAGGGGAUCCUCGGCCUGGGGCAGGAGUGGGCACGUGCCGACCCAGGGGAAGGCCCAUGGGGCUGAGCCGAGAAGCUCCCGUGGGCAGUCGAGCAGCCCUCUGUGGACCCUACCUCAUAUUUGGGAGACCUUCAGGUCACAAGUGUGCCUGCUGCCCUGCUCGCCCAGUUUAUGACACACAUAAAUUUGAGUCAUCUCAGGGAGGGAGGGACUCACCUCCAAUUUCCUGUAAACAGAAAGUGUGCCUAAAUGUGCAGUUCGAUUGCCUUCCGAAAUUGCCAUUGCUGUUUUCAGAAGCGCUGUGCACUCUGAGGCUUGUGUGCACUUGCUGUGUGCGACCUGCUUGUGCUCCGGGGGCGGCUGGCAGUGUAGGCCUGGAAGGGGGCAGACAGGCUGGCGACCAAGGUCUCGGCCGGGUCUGCCUCUCACCCCUCCUCCCAGCCCUGCUGAGUCUGUCGACAAAAGGCAGACCGAGGCCAUGUCUACAUGUAAGUCUGGUUCCGAAAAGACAUUUAUUUUAUAUAAUAAAAGCCAGCUCUAAUAAAAACCUCAUUUUGAAGCA
Manis pentadactyla (Chinese pangolin) is the source of this 3323-nucleotide messenger RNA. RefSeq names its product defective in cullin neddylation 1 domain containing 2 (gene DCUN1D2). Lineage: Eukaryota; Metazoa; Chordata; Mammalia; Pholidota; Manidae. Gene Ontology annotation, cellular component: ubiquitin ligase complex. The record is from RefSeq and is a predicted model, not a curated record. Gene Ontology annotation, biological process: protein neddylation; positive regulation of ubiquitin-protein transferase activity. Gene Ontology annotation, molecular function: ubiquitin conjugating enzyme binding; ubiquitin-like protein binding; cullin family protein binding. Bases 1137 to 2039 code for a protein of 300 amino acids. The transcript has 7 exons.